Messenger RNA from Petromyzon marinus (sea lamprey), 1147 nucleotides. RefSeq lists its product as uncharacterized. The record is from RefSeq and is a predicted model, not a curated record. Lineage: Eukaryota; Metazoa; Chordata; Hyperoartia; Petromyzontiformes; Petromyzontidae.
GCUCCCUCGCCCCACAAUUUUUUUUUAUUGUGGAUAACAUUGUUUGCGAAAGCCUAUGUGUUAAACUUUCACCACACAUGUCCGUCUGCAUUCUUUUAGAGUUGAACAAUCUAUACAGUAGAGUACUUUAAACAAUUUUUAAAGAAACGAACCCUGGCAAAUAAAUUACCAUCGCAACAAAAUUCCCGCAAGCUUAAUUUGACCAGAAAAUUUGUUUGCUCAGAGGUUCCCAACGCAACAGCCCCGGCUCAUUGCCGCCACGGUCACCGAAACCACAAUUUGGGUGCCAACACAGCCACCCAAAACCACACACACCCCUUCCAUUACAGUGGGGGAACACGGUGGCAGAACGGGGCUACCCGCCUCCACCCACCACCCUAUACCCCCACCACCACCACCACUUAUUCUCCUCCCUUCCUUUAACACCGCCACCAAUAUCGUCAAACACCAGCAGCCGCAGCGGACUCUGGCGAGCAUUGGACGACCGCUUUGUCUUGCCGCGAUGGCGUCGGUGAAGCCGUCGCUCGCCCUGGCACUGCUCGUUUGCUGCGCGACGGCAGUCGGUGCCCUACCAACUGGCUGCACAUUUGGACCAAAAGACAACACUGCCACCUGCACAGAGUUCUCAUACCUCUCAGAGCUGCCCGAAACUGUCACGCACCUGACUCUGCGCAACAGCAGCCUAACCAACGUCCCCGUGGGCUCUCUCGACAGACUGUUAGGCAGUCUCAAGGAGCUAACCAUCGAGAUGAAUUUAACGUGCGACUGCAACACAAUGUACCUGAAGAGGCUGGCGCAAGACAAAUUAAUAAUCAACGGAGCAAAUUGCAGGUACCUGGACACGCAGAAAGACGUGAAUUAUCUGACAGGAAACGAGUUUCCGGGUGUGUGUGCCAAGGCCCCUCCGCACUGCAACGAGAUGCUGCUGCGCGACUCAGGCCUCCACAUCGCCUACCUCGUCUUCCUGGUGCCGCUCGUCUACAGCUACCUUGGCCUGCGGCCCCUGGUCAGCCACCGCCGCGACGGCCGCUAUAAGGGAGGGAAGGCUGAGUACGAGCGCAUUGUGAACAGCAAAGCGCCGUCCGCUCCGGCCGGAGAGAAGAUCUACGAGGACGUGGAUACGAAGUUCUGAUGAGCGGGUGGGGGG